AUGUUUUCGACCUCCAUCCUUCUCCCAGCAUUGCUGUGCUUGACACAGACAGUCAGCAGCCACCCAGCAUGCCGUCCAGAAAUGAACAACAAAGCAGCCGCAAUGGCCAAGGCCGUCUAUAUCCUCACAAACGACGAGACAAAUGGUGUUCUAGCACUGCCAGUGGGCAACGACGGUACACUUUCCAAGGGCAAGGUUGCAAAGACUGGUGGUGCAGGAUCUAUCGCUGUGGAUGCAGAUGGUAACCCUGCCACACCUGACGCGUUGGUUGCUCAAUCCGCACUGACAGUUGCUGGCAAUAUGGUCUUCGCCGUCAACGCCGGAUCAAACACUCUCAGCAUGUUGACCGUCUCACGAAGCGACCCUACGAAACUCGAAAUGGUUGGAAAGCCAGUCGAUCUACCCGGCGAAUUCCCCAACACCGUGGCUGCUUCUGCUAAGAGCAAAGUCGUUUGUGUCGGUAUGACUGGCGCCAAAGCUGGUGUUUCCUGCGCCAGCUUCUCCAACAAGGGUCUUGGCGCCAUGGAUGAGCUACGCCCAUUCGAUAUUAAGCAGACCACACCACCCAAGGGACCUACAAACACCGUUUCGCAAGUCCUUUUCUCCGACGACGAUAGCAUGCUAUUCGCAAUGGUCAAGGGUGACCCGGCUGUGAACAACACUGGUUUCAUGGCCUCAUUCAACGUUGAGCAAGCCAACGAAGCCAUGGUCGUCAGCAAGAACGAGGCCCGAAGCUCACCCGAAGGAACAGCUGUACUUUUCGGUUCACAAGUCAUUCCUGGUACUUCAAAGGUAUUUGCUACCGAUGCCUCAUUCGGCGCCGCAAUCCUCGAUGUCGACGCCAAAACAUGCGAAGCAACAACCGUGGCUACUGGUGCAGUUGAGGGCCAGGCCGCGACAUGCUGGGUUGCCAUCUCUCCCGUCACCAAGACUGCAUUCGUCACAGAUGUAGGACGUAACCGAGUUGUCGAGAUGAGCCUUGAGGAUGCUAGCGUUGUAUCUGAGCUUGACUUGACCUGCAACGGUGACCCAGGUCUGAUUGACUUGGCUGCCGCUGGCAACUUUAUCUACGCUCUGUCUCCUGGCAACGGUACUACUGAGGCAGCUGUGACCGUGCUCGAUGUGUCUGGUGGAUCAGGCUCAGCAAAGAUGGUCCAACACUUUGAGCUAAAGGGUAUGGCAGGAAAGACUGCCAUGGGAAUGAAGGUGAUGAUGUAAUGGGGUCAGGAAAGUUCUUGUAUAGAUAUUAUUCUAGUAAUUGAAUGUUUUGGAAUAGCACAAUAAAUUGUUUAAUAGUA
Messenger RNA from Fusarium graminearum PH-1, 1298 nucleotides. RefSeq lists its product as uncharacterized. The coding region runs from base 1 to 1218 and encodes 405 amino acids. NCBI's taxonomy places the organism in Eukaryota, Fungi, Ascomycota, Sordariomycetes, Hypocreales, Nectriaceae. The record is from RefSeq and is a predicted model, not a curated record. The transcript has 2 exons. Gene Ontology annotation, molecular function: protein binding.